AUGUCCUCCUUGGUGCACUACGAGAGCUACGUCGAUGAGUGUGCGGACUUGUUCUCCAGAAGGCUCUCAGAGAUGAGUGGCAGAGGAACGACGGUAGAGCCUGUUGACAUGGGUCAUUGGUUCCAGUGUUACGCAUUCGACGUGGUUGGUAUGAUCACCUACUCCAAGAGACUUGGAUUCCUGGACCGGGGUCUCGAUGUCGGAGCGGUGAUCAAGAAUCUCGAAAAUCACCUCUACUACGCGACUAUGGUAGGAGUAUACUCGUACCUCCACUCCUACUUAGCACCCAUCAGGAGUCGGCUAGGUAAACAGGGUACUGGCAGGCAAUUCAUCGUCGAGUUCACCAAGGGUUGCUUGGCAGACCAUCAGGCAAAGCCCAAAGCAGUCGAUGCUGAGGAUACUUCACAUCUCUCUGAACAGUCUGGCACAAUGGACUUUCUCUCUAAAUUUCUCGGAAAGCACUCCGAGGACUCAUCAACUUUCUCUCAAUACCAUGUUCUGGCGGGUUGUGUAUCAAACAUGGUUGCAGGCUCAGACACGACCGCCAUCAGCCUUAGCGCCAUUUUAUAUCAGCUUCUCCGGAACCCUAAAGAGAUGAGCAAGCUGCAAAAAGAGAUUGACGAAUUCUAUUCCCAGAGAACUGGUGAUCCUCGACGACUAAACUUCCAGGAGAGUCUGAAGCUGCCAUACCUCCAGGCAGUCAUCAAAGAGGCAUUGAGAUUGCAUCCCGCGACUGGGCUUCCCCUCGAGAGAAUUGUUCCUGAAGGAGGAGCUACUAUUGCAGGGAAAUUCUUUCCAGCCGGGACCAUCGUGGGCAUCAACACUUGGGUUGAGCACCACCACCCGUCCAUCUUUGGCGAAGAUGCAGCCUCUUUUAGACCGGAUCGAUGGUUGACUACGGAUACCGAUCGUUUGUCGGCGAUGAACAGACACUGGAUGCCGUUCGGCCUGGGAUCACGAACCUGCAUCGGAAGACACAUUUCCAUAUUGGAAAUUUCGAAAUUGAUGCCCAGAUUACUGCACGAGUUUGAUUUUGAAAUUUGUAGGGACGCUCCCUGGGUUACUAGGAACUGUUGGUUCGUGAAGCCUGUAAACUUUCAGGUUCGAGUCAAUGCACGGCGAUCGCAGGUUGGUAAAGUUGGGGCUUCCUAG
This is a messenger RNA of Colletotrichum tamarilloi, 1152 nucleotides long. RefSeq names its product cytochrome P450. Gene Ontology annotation, molecular function: monooxygenase activity; oxidoreductase activity, acting on paired donors, with incorporation or reduction of molecular oxygen; heme binding. Bases 1 to 1152 code for a protein of 383 amino acids. NCBI's taxonomy places the organism in Eukaryota, Fungi, Ascomycota, Sordariomycetes, Glomerellales, Glomerellaceae. The transcript has 3 exons. The record is from RefSeq and is a predicted model, not a curated record.